GGCGGUGCGGGGCGGUGCUGCCCGCCCACCGCAGGCGGCCGGGAGACACCGGCGCCGCGACAGGGCGGGAGAAGAGCGGCCGGGCCGGGGGGCAGCGCCAUGGCAGAGAAAUGCGACGUGGUGGUGGUCGGGGGCGGCAUCUCAGGUCUCUCAGCAGCCAAACUGCUGACUGAGUCGGGCUUGAACGUGGUGCUGCUGGAAGCCAAUGACAGAGUUGGAGGAAGAACUUUCACCGUAAGGAAUAAGCAAGUUAAGUAUGUGGACCUUGGAGGAGCCUAUGUGGGGCCAACACAAAAUCGUCUCCUGCGGUUGUCUAAAGAGUUGGGAAUAGAGACAUAUAAAGUGAAUGAAGUUGAGCACCUGAUACACCAUGUCAAGGGUAAGUCUUACCCCUUCAAAGGUGCAUUCCCUCCUCUGUGGAAUCCUUUGGCCUACCUGGACUACAACAACCUGUGGAGGACCAUGGAUGAAAUGGGAAAGGAGAUUCCUAAUGAAGCCCCGUGGAAGGCUCCACGUGCAGAAGAAUGGGACAAAAUGACUAUGCAAGAUUUCAUAGAUAAAAUUUGCUGGACAAAUGCUGCCAAGAGUUUUGCAACUCUGUUUGUGAACGUGGAUGUCACUUCUGAACCCCAUGAGGUCUCUGCCCUCUGGUUUUUGUGGUAUGUGAAGCAGUGUGGGGGGACAGCCAGGAUCUUCUCAACAACCAAUGGAGGGCAGGAGAGAAAGUUUGUUGGAGGCUCUGGACAGAUCAGUGAGAAAAUAAUGGAGCGCCUGGGAAGCCGAGUGAAGCUGAGGAAGCCAGUAGUCCGCAUUGACCAGUCGGGUGAAAAUGUCGUAGUGGAAACCUUAGAUCAUGAAUUAUAUGAGGGCAAAUAUGUGAUCAGUGCCAUUCCCCCAGCUCUUGGUUUGAAGAUUCAUUUCAACCCACCUUUGCCCCCAAUGAGAAACCAGCUCAUCAAUCGAAUCCCAAUGGGCUCAGUCAUCAAAUGCAUCGUGUACUACAAGGAAACCUUCUGGAGGAAGAAGGGGUAUUGCGGUACCAUGAUGAUUGAAGAUGAGGAUGCUGCAAUUGGCUUAACACUUGAUGAUACUAAGCCUGAUGGUAGCUUUCCUGCCAUAAUAGGUUUCAUUCUUGCUCGGAAGUGUAGAAGACUGACAAAUCUCACAAAAGAAGAAAGGAAGGUGAGGCUGUGUGAGCUCUAUGCAAAGGUUCUGGGAUCAGAGGAAGCUUUACAUCCAGUACAUUAUGAAGAGAAGAACUGGUGUGAAGAGCAGUAUUCUGGAGGAUGCUACACAGCCUACUUCCCACCAGGCAUAAUGACUCAGUAUGGAAGGAUUCUUCGGCAGCCCAUUGGCAGGAUCUACUUUGCUGGCACAGAGACAGCCACAGAGUGGAGCGGAUACAUGGAGGGGGCCAUACAGGCUGGAGAAAGAGCAGCCAGAGAGAUACUGUUUGCUAUGAGGAAAAUCCCAGAAAGUGAAAUUUGGAAGCCAGAACCUGAAUCAGUUGAUGUUCCAGCUUUGCCCAUCACUACAACCUUUUGGGAGAGGAACUUGCCAUCUGUGCCAGGACUCCUAAAGCUGAUUGGAUUUUCCACUGUAUUCACCUCUGUGGCUGUGGCAGGGUUACUUGCCUACAAAAAAGGACUUCUGGUUCGAAACUGAAAAAGGUGCCAACACAAAGCCUCACAGUUUUGUUUUUCUCAGAGGUUUUUUUGGCAUGUACUUCCCUAUCUCCAAAAACAGAUCAGGACUGGGGAAGAGGAGAAAACUGUAGAAGAAGACACUAGAGUGGAGAGAUAAGUGGAGAUCCAUAUUCAAAAAGAGCCCUUUGAAUCCAGGCCUCCAUCUAGCAGUAACUUUUUUUGUUGUUGCAUUUCUAGGAAACCCUGCCAAGAAUUAUCACUUUGAGAUUUUUAUCCAGAUUUCAGAACACAGGUGACAAAAUGCCUUGAUAAAGCCUGUUUUGAUGAGUUUUCCAGUGUGGUUUACACUUCUGAACCAGGCCCUGAACUCCAAGUCUUCUUGGCACUUCAUCCCUAGCUGGAAACAAAGCAUUUCUGCCCUCCUGUGUGACUGAGAAAAGAAAUCCUUAACUUAAAGUGUAAUUGAUUAGUUCAUGCAAAUUGCUGCUAAGGACCUUUUUAAUGAUUUUUUUUUUCUCCCAGAUGUCCAGAGCCCAGGCAGCACUUAAAGAACAAGUCAGGCUACCAUCUGAAACGGCCAUAGGUUGUUAGUAUUUCCAAUGGCAUAUUUGUCAUUGCAAGUCACAUUCGUCAUUUGUCAGUGAGUUAAAAGACAAUGUUUUUACUGCCUCUGACAAAGGAGUUGCAAUUCAGGCUCCCUGGCUGUGUUCACACUGCCUGGAAUGGCAGAGCUCAUGUGUCUGAGUCUGUCACUGUAAGGGAUCAGGUCUUCUCUGACAGCAGGCUCCAGAGGACAGCCAGUGUGUAGAGCAGCAUGGCUGGUCAGGCUGUUGGGCCUGAGUGUGAACUGGGAACUUUGUGUAAAUGUGAUGAUACAGACAAAGCCUUCUGAACUUCUGUCACCUUGUCUGACAUCUCUUUGCCUCCAGGGUCCCCCUUUAGAUCCCUAAAGGGAGCUGCAAGAUAGCAAGUGAACAAAUUAACCUCUGCUUACCCCUGGAAGCUGUAGAGCUGUCCAUACAAACUGUUUUACCCCAUUUUCUUAUCUUCUUCCUUUCUUUCAUCUGCUUACAUUUAUACUUUGAACACCUUGAGGGUGUCUGUUGCCUAGUAGGGCACAACAGGCUUGGAAAUGUACCUUUAGCGUAGUAAAUAAUACCCUUAUCUGUCUCUCAACGCUUACUUCAUGCUGAACACAGCUCAGCUGAUUCAGAGCUCCAGUCUCUCCUAACAACCAUAUUGAUGUGAUUAGCACUUCCACUUCUGCCUGCUGUGUGGUGUUGUCCUGACUGUGCACUUUUGGUAA
This is a messenger RNA of Cygnus olor (mute swan), 2952 nucleotides long. It is a transcript of the gene MAOB, whose product is annotated as monoamine oxidase B. The record is from RefSeq and is a predicted model, not a curated record. The transcript is spliced from 15 exons. NCBI's taxonomy places the organism in Eukaryota, Metazoa, Chordata, Aves, Anseriformes, Anatidae. The coding region runs from base 100 to 1665 and encodes 521 amino acids. Gene Ontology annotation, molecular function: oxidoreductase activity.